Molecule: messenger RNA, 1783 nt
Organism: Pygocentrus nattereri (red-bellied piranha)
Lineage: Eukaryota; Metazoa; Chordata; Actinopteri; Characiformes; Serrasalmidae
Gene: rgs7bpa
Product: regulator of G protein signaling 7 binding protein a
Exons: 6
Coding region: 436-1140 (234 amino acids)
Biological process (GO): G protein-coupled receptor signaling pathway
Cellular component (GO): neuron projection; nucleus; postsynapse
Source: RefSeq, a predicted model, not a curated record
AUACGGGUGCACGCGGCGAGGUCAGACCAGCAGCAUCUCUCUCUCUCUUGCGCGCGCUGUCCGUUAAUCUGUCGGCUUAUCUGCUAAAGCGAUGAAACCUCUGCAGCGGCGAGGAGAGCGCGCGCGGGGCUUAUAAUCGAUCAUCAUUGAUCGGUAUCGAUCGGUGUCGUUUGCUGUCCAUAUCGGACAUGCACGCGCUCUGAUCUCGUCCUCGAGACGAAGGUGACUCGCAUCGCGUGCAGUCGGUGGCAAUGCAGAGACGAGUUCGUGCGCGCGACGAGGAGCCGCGGUGCGCGUGACAGACUGAUCAACUGGAGAGCGAGAAAAAAACCAAAUCCCGCGCGUGAGUGAGAGCGUGUGCGCGUGCGAUCGAGCGUGUGGAGGUGGGGGUGGUGGCGCGCGCCUCGGCUCGGUCUCCUCGCUGGAUGUGUCCGCAUGAGCGCCGCACCGACCGGGCGCAGAACCCGCCCCGUCCUCCAGCCGGGCAAGCCCGGGGAGCGCGAGCCCGAGCGCGCGGAGGGAGCGGACUGCAGGAUGGUUGUUCAGGAGUUCAACACUCUGGUGGCUCUGUAUCGGGAACUGGUGAUAUCGGUGGGGGAGAUUUCGGUGGACUGUCCUUCUCUACGGGCCGAGAUGCACAAAACCCGCACUAAAGGCUGUGAGAUGGCAAGGACGGCUCAUCAGAAACUUUCUGCAAUUUCAGGGCCGGAGGAUGGAGAAAUCCACCCUGAAAUCUGUCGGCUCUUUAUCCAGCUGCAGUGCUGUUUGGAGAUGUACCUGACGGAGAUGCUGAAGUCUGUGUGUCUCCUUGGAUCACUGCAGCUUCACAGGAGAGGGAAAGAUUCUUCCGCUCUGUUGAAGCCGGAGAGUCGGAAAGAGGAGAGCUCCGAUAUCCCCAUCCUGGAGGACACCUCUUCAUCUCCGCUGGACCAGCAGGCCCACUGCCACGUGGCCACCGACAUCGAGAACAUCGAGAGGGACAUGACGGAGAUGAAGAACCUUCUCAGUAAACUCAGGGAGACGAUGCCUUUACCGCUGAAGAAUCAAGAUGACAGCAGCUUGCUGAACCUGACCCCGUACCCCCUGGUCCGGCAGAGGAAGAGGCGCUUCUUCGGCCUGUGCUGUCUGGUGUCCAGCUAAGAGCUUUCAUCCAGGAUCUAACCACAAAGACUCCAUUUCCCACGAUUCCUCACAGUGUGCGUCAUUCAUCAAUCGACAGUGUUACUGCCAGUGCCCAGUUUCCCAAGCUAGCGUCCUCUGUUGGUGAAGGCGCUCUGAUUACUUACUGAUGCAGACCAACUGUACCGUCACUGAUAAUCAACACACACACACACACACACACACACACACACACAUAUAUAUACAGAUAUAUACGAUAUAAACAUGAUGUUCUUUUGAAAUAUGUGAAUGUAGUUUAUGUUCAUCACCAUCAUGCUCUCUGCUGUGUUUAUCCUCCUCCACAGUGCCCCCUGCUGGUGCAAAUGAUUCCAGCCUAAUAAACUGCGUUCCCGUUUAUUUUGCAUGCUUACUGCAGAACACGAGCCACAUUCACACGUCUCAGCUGCAAAUAUAGCCACACAACAGAAACAAACGCUGGACGUGUCUGGUCUCGUCUUGGCCCUGAACUUCGUCUUUCUCCCUGCUUCUCCUCCACUUUAAUUCUGUUAUUUAGUCUUCCACAAACCGAAAACCUGUAAACUUCUGUUUGUGUCCAUCUUUAGGGAUAAACAGCACCUGAAAAAGCCUUUGUACAUAAUAAAUAAAUCUAUAUACUGAAGCUCGA